UGUCUAAUUUUCUUUCCUUCGUCAAUAUUAUCACUACUUCGUUAUCAGUCUCAUAUAUUCUAUAUCAACAAUAUUUCAUUAUUCCAAGCACAUAGCUCCUAGCGCAGGGGAAAUUAUUUGACGCAAGGCUGUGUAUAACAUAUUUCUACUUGAAUAAUACGCAACGCAGUAUGCCUGAAACGCUACGAGAUAAAGCAACAAAAAAGCUACAAGGCCCUGACGCCAACCCAAGCCAGCUCGGUGACCCCAUCAGCAUCAAGGCAGAGCAAAGUGAUACCAUACCAACUAAGCAAGAAGAGGGUGCUACUAACGCUUCAGAGUCACCCUCUCGUGAUUACAAACAGAGCAGCAAAAAUAGCAAGGGCAAUGGGAGCAGAGAUAGAGAGACCCUGAGAGAAAAGGCAGUGAAGAAGCUCCAAGGACCUAAUGCCAAUCCAAGUCAGCUAGGCGACCCGAUCAGCCUCAAGGCCGAGACAAGCGACUAUAUUCCUACUGGCGGGGAAGAGGGGACUCGCAAGAAAGAUUCGAAGCUGUAAAUAUACACGGUUAUACCGGUCCAUCUUGUAAUAGCAUAGACAUCACAUACAAGUCCAUAAUAAAAAUUAAGUAAAUAAAUCAAAGUCACCACGUAUGGCGUAUGUGUAGGUACAUACCUAAAGUUGAUAAGACGAAGACUUAUAUCAUGGUUCAUGUUAGUAAAUACGAAUGCGCCGAUGUGCUUUGGAAUCAUUUCAAUCUGGUCCAGCAAGAUUUGUCAUGAUACCAACGGACGAACGACGCACGAUAAACCUAAGAUUCGCUCCAAUCGUAAGAGACUAAACCUAACCAAACCACGCGCAUACCUAGGUAGGUACCUAGGUAGGUAAGAAGUGCAAAAGGUGCAAUAAUAUGGCGUAAUAGUAGUACAAGUACAUCAU
Molecule: messenger RNA, 917 nt
Organism: Daldinia decipiens
Lineage: Eukaryota; Fungi; Ascomycota; Sordariomycetes; Xylariales; Hypoxylaceae
Exons: 2
Coding region: 171-536 (121 amino acids)
Source: RefSeq, a predicted model, not a curated record